CUUUGGCUUUAGCUUUUGAUCUAACCAUAGACUACAAGUAUUGUUGACCACCGAUACCCUCAUUGAUUUUGGGCCCAGAUCGAUAAGUGACAGCCGGGACUUUUCGAGUUUUCCACCUAUCGUUGAGCCCAUUUGUUUUGAUACUGCAUGCUGCAUACCGUCGAAUCACCGCGACACAUAACAAGAAAUCUGUUAUUCAUUUACCAACAGCCCAACCACUGCUCGUUUUGUUUUGGCCGACCAUUCUUCCUUGACAGGCAACGCGUUGUGGUAUUACAUGGCGUGUUUGAACACCUCCGUGCAGUGUUCGCGAUGAAUAGUCACAUGGAUAGUCCAUGUCCUGCAGGGUCCAAUAUCACCGGGACAGGUCUCAGCAGCGAGCAAGAAUACCCAUGGUCAGGCCCCUUGAAUGAUGGUACUCUCGAUGAUUUCGACACCACCGCUGCCAUCGACUUCACGACAGAAAUACGUUUACCUUCGUUGACUCGAGAAAAGCCUCGACGAGCACAUAAAAAAUCAACUUUUGCCAUACAUGAUGAAGGCGCCAAGGCAACCAGCAUUAUACCGCUACCCAGUACUGUAGGAAGUAACAGUCUGAAGCGCAAAACACAGGAUGGCAGGUCUUCUCUGUUUGCUCAGCCGGCACAGCGUUUCCAGCGUCCACGGGUUAGCGGUGCGGGCAAACAAUGCAGCACUAAUAAAGGAAUCUCGAUUGAUGCUGGCCGACGAGGAGAGGUGGAGGGGAAAUCAAAUCAGAAAGAGAUACAGACACAGAAUACGAAAAUGACAUUGACUGAUGACGACUUGAAGAAGGAUGCACGUCGUCAAACAGUGUAUAUUCCCACGGAAGAUACGACAGUACCAGCCAUCUUCAUGAAUUUAUUUAGUCCACUUAAAUCUGACCGCACGAACCCGAGUACCUCUCAGCAUAAAGACGAAACGGUACCCAUAAAUAGCCUCGAGACCCGAAUUGCGGCAAAGAAGACCUCACGAGCGUCAUCACGAAUGUCGAUAGCGCCACGAGGAGCACCACUACAACAGUCAACUAAAGUCACUCAGCAGCGGGCCACCCAUAGUGAUAUCCUCGGCAAGAAUGGUGGGAAGGAAAAUAUACCACCUGGUUGCAUUAUUGGUGGCGGAAAGGAGUUCUCUGCGAAGGAUGAAGGAUUCCCCAUCUUCGGAGCACCAGUCAGAAAACCGUUGCAAAACUCUGUUAAGACCGCCCGAAAGACGCAGUCAAGAUCUUUAAAUAAAGCUAGGAAAGACGCAGAUAGCAAGAGCAGGAAGUCGGUUUACAAAGCCUCCCAGGAAAAACCAUCAACAGGUUUGAUGACCAGGGCUAAGCAUACGAAGACGAAAUCUAAAACCCAUGAAGAUUCUCCUCUGGCGAGAUCAAUAAAUAGACCGCCAAAUCUGUCAACCAACAGUCACCCAAUCGUUCCGCACAAGUUGGCAAUUUCCCAUAUCCGACCCGUUAACAUUGACCGGCAGUAUCCUCUACUAGACGAUGAUAUCUUGAAUCCGAUCAUGUACGAGGAGAAUUGGCUGUUACAUCAAGAAAUUGUUAUCACGCAACUAGUAAACGGUCUUUUUGACUCGACAGAUGGAAAGUUGGAUACUCGAGAUUCUGACACAUUAAGACAUGGACUUCUUCAGAUAUACCAAAGCGAGACUUUCCUACUAUUAUACAAACGGCUACAAGCUUCAAUUUUGUAUGGAGCUUUAUCCCCUCCAAAGGAAAUCCUUCGUCGCGGCAACCGCCUUCCCGAUGAUAUGGGUAUGAAACGAGCAUUCUUAAACUUUUGGUUGGAUACAUAUGACCUACACGCCUUGAGGGCGGCAGCAGAAGUCGUCAUUGGACGUAAAAUAUCAAAUACACCAUUUCAACCCUACAAUGGACCGUCGGACUCGACAACUAAACAAAACAAAGGGCUAAAACGCACCUUAGACACAUUUCUGGAGAAAUUCUUGCUCCGUAAUGAGGACAAGGAACGCAAUGCAGCCAGCCAAGAUGAGAUGCCAGGAUCGCUAUAUCGACGCACAGUAUUAAGAAGCAUUAUGAUCAUUAUUCUACUUGACAAAGGUCGCAUCUCAUCAAAUAAUUUACUACCAAGAUCUCUUUUCUCUACCUCAUCUCCAUUCAAAACCUCUACGACGGCACUACAAGCCUUAGCUAACCAGCUUCUUCCUUCAAUUGGGGAUAUCACGCGCCAACUCAAUCAUUUGGACUGCCAGUUGUCUUACAGCCAACACGAACUCCAAGAUUAUGAGUUUCGCAUUAACAACCUAGCUGUAGACUUGCGGGACGGCGUCAUUCUGACGAGACUGACCGAACUCUUGCUUUACGCUGGUGCAUCCCAUCUGUUUUCUGACAAAGAUGGGAUUGACAGCAUAACACUAACGGAUAAAAAUGUGGCACCUAGGAAUCCUAAGAAUGCAGAGACAGAGACGGAAUGGCCCUUAUCUCAACAUUUGAAAUUCCCUUGCACUAGCCGCGCAACGAAAGUUUUUAACGUGCAAAUAGUGCUUCAAACUCUAUCCCAAGCCACAGACUUCAAGAACAUGGUCCGAGAUGUUUGUGCAGAGGACAUAGUCGAUGGUCAUCGCGAAAAGACCAUCGCUUUGCUGUGGGAAUUAGUCGGAAAAUGGGGUCUUCCGGAGCUCAUAGAUUGGAACGACGUUCGGAGUGAAAUCAAGCGCCUACAGAAGAAGUUACCUUUGACCGCCAGGACUGUUAUCAAAGAAGAUGAAGAAUCGGAAAAUUUGGUCUUUGUUUCACACCAAGAUUUGCUGAUGAAAUGGGCUUCGACACUCGCUCAAUUGAAGGGGCUUGAGCUUAAUAAGUUUAACACAAGCUUUAUAGACGGCAGAAUAUUUGAGAGUAUUAUCGAUGAAUACGAACUUUAUUUGGGCGGAGAACAGAAAAGCCAAUGUUUGACCUCUAAGGCUUUGGCAGAUGACAAAGUCGACGUUCAACAUAGCAAAUUGAGGAUGCGACUACAAUCUUUGGGUUGUAGUUCUCAGUUUGCUUCUCUCGUUUCACCAUCCUCUACUGAAUCUCAUAUCUUUGACGAUAAUUUUGUUCUCGGAGCCCUUACCUUUUUGUGCUCUCGCCUUCUGGUCUCAUCUAAGCGAAUCCGCGCUGCAAUCAUUAUCCAGACAGCUUGGAGACAUGUGUUAGCUUGCCGAAAUUUACAUCGCCGUAUUCUUGCUAAGGAAGUUGCUGAGCAGUGUGCAGCCGUGGUUCGUGCUAGGAGCCGUAUUCUUUGGGCUAAAGGCGUUAUUCUUCAAUGGUGGAGGAAGCAAAAUCGAAAGGAGGCCAACACAACAAUGGACAGGGCCAAUGAAGGUGUCAGGCUACAGACCUCGACCUACACGCCCGAAUGGGAUGAAAGGGGAAAGAAAGGAGAUAUUUUGAAUUGGCCACCUUAACAAUUGCCCGACGGUUGGAGUUUUUGUCUGCUUAUUGGCUGUAUGCAUGUAAGGUAGUCUAGUCAGUGGGUUGAUUUGCGAAUUGGCGCAAUAAACCUGGAUCGCAGACCUUAAGCGGCUACAUAUUUACGCGUACUUUUCAUACCCUAAGAUACCACUUUCUUUUGAAACAUCAAAAUUAUGGAAUGAGAUGGAGUUCAUGUCAAGUUGUCUAUGUUAUCACCAAUAAGC
This is a messenger RNA of Talaromyces proteolyticus, 3663 nucleotides long. RefSeq lists its product as uncharacterized. The transcript has 2 exons. Gene Ontology annotation, cellular component: spindle pole. Gene Ontology annotation, molecular function: protein binding. Bases 148 to 3432 code for a protein of 1094 amino acids. The record is from RefSeq and is a predicted model, not a curated record. Gene Ontology annotation, biological process: spindle organization; establishment of meiotic spindle localization; mitotic cell cycle. NCBI's taxonomy places the organism in Eukaryota, Fungi, Ascomycota, Eurotiomycetes, Eurotiales, Trichocomaceae.